Paraglomus occultum is the source of this 1617-nucleotide messenger RNA. The record is from the annotation of a GenBank genome assembly. Lineage: Eukaryota; Fungi; Glomeromycota; Glomeromycetes; Paraglomerales; Paraglomeraceae.
AUGGCCUCAAAACCCAAAGUUGACCCAGCUGUCGCGACACAGCAAAUAAAACGCAUCAAAGAAUUAAGCGAACAACUUGUUUCUCAAGCUUUUGGCGUGAAAAUGAUGGCUCAGAAUGCAAAGACGCACAAACCAGACUGCGUAUCCUUUGCUAAUAGAAUCCAGUUAGCAUCUGAGAGGGCGGCAAAUUUUGCCAAGAAAAUUGAAGAAGACUUACCAGAAGUUGUUGCUAUGAAAUAUGAUCUGGAAGCUGCUACGGAAGAAUUGGAGAAAUCUAAAGAAAUAUUUCUGCAAAUUAAGAUGUUCGUUCAGCAAAAUCAGCUCGCACCGUUCUCUAAUCAAGUGGUAAAUCAAGCUGAAGACUUUCGUAUCCAGCGCCUGAUUACAGAUUACAACCGUCGCCUGGAUAAUUGUGUUGGUAAUAUAUCAGUUGCAUUUGCAUCACACAAAUUGCAAAGGUCACUUACAAUUGAAGAGGAAGAAGAAGUUCUUAAAACUUUGAAGUCUGAUGUGGAAAAGGAGUUGGCCAAACUGGAAGAACUGAAAAGCUUGAAACAAGCUGGUGGUGACGAUGCGAAAAGUCAAUGGUUGAGGUUGGCUAUUGAACAACAACAUUUGAGGUUUAUACCUUUUGAUCAGAUUAAGGUUAACAAUUUCUUGAGACGUGGAGGUUUUGGUAUAGUGUAUCAAGCUCAAUGGGAUGAUACGCCAAUUGUUUUGAAGCAACUCUUUGAUCAGAAAGAUUUUGUUCAAGAAAUUCGUCUUCACAAGAGAGUACACGAUGGAGAUUAUAUUGUUAAAUUGCACGGAAUUACCAAAGACGACGACGGGAACUUGGGCAUGAUUAUGAAAUAUGCAGCACAUGGCAGUUUAAGGGAUUAUUUAAAGUCGCAUGCUAGUCAAUUAACGUGGUAUCAGAAAGUUCAGUUGGCCAAACAGAUUACUAUUGGUUUAUCGUUUAUUCACAGAGAGAGAAUUUUCCACAGAGACUUCCACAGUGGUAAUAUUCUAGUAGAUGAAAAUGGAGGUCCGAUGAUAACAGAUUUCGGUCUCUCACGAGCCGAUCAAGUCGCGGUUCCUUCCAAUCGAUCUUCAGACAGUCCAGUAUAUGGUUUAGUAGCGUACACGGCCCCGGAAAGACUCAAGGAUUCUUCACUGCCAUUUGAUGAGAAAUGUGACAUAUACUCACUUGGAGUAGUAUUCUGGGAGAUUGGAUCAGGCCAAAAACCAUUUAAAGAACAAAACGAUAUGUCAUUGGGAGUUAAUAUAGUAAUGGGUCAAAGGGAGAAAUUUGGAAAGGGUGUACCACUGCGGUACAAGGAAUUAAUAGAAAGAUGUUGGCAUGAUAAUCCCAAAGAAAGGCCCAGUAUGAGAGAAAUUCAACAAGUUUUGAGCGACUUGUUGCACGAUAUGAAGGAGUUAGGAAGUGAAAACUUGAGCUGUUUGGAAGAGGAUGAAGAAGACGAAUUUUAUGUCACAGCGGGUUUAGGUAGUUAUAGAUCUACCGAGAGUAAGAGUGAAAUUGACACCUCAGACGAAGUAUCUGGUUCGUCCGCAACCAAGUAUGUCAACGCACUGGAAGAUUUGACAGAGAAUGACGAUUCUUAUUGUAAGUAG